AUGCCUGCUAAGAUCGCUAUUGUUAUCUACUCUAUGCACGGCCAUAUAGCUAAGAGCAAGGCUGGUGUUGAAGGUGCUGGUGGCGCCGCGACCAUCUAUCGGGCUCCCGAGACCCUUCCCCAGGAAAUUCUCGAGAAGAUGUGCGCUCCCGCUAAGCCCGCCUACCCUGUCAUCGCUCCCGACGAGCUCAUUCAGUUCGACGGUUUCAUUUUUGGCAUCCCAGCACGCUUCGUCACGCUCACGCUUUGGCAGGCAUUCUGGGACACGACUGACCGACUCUGGUCUAAGGGUGCGCUUUCCGGUAAAUAUGUCGCCGUCUUUGUCUCGACUGCGACGCCCGGCGGUGGUCAGAAGUCCACCGCGAUGAAUAUGCUGUCGAACUUCACGCACCAUGGCAUUAUUUUUGUGCCCCUCGGCUAUAGCCACACUUUCCCUCAGCAAACGAACAUGACCGAGGUCCAUGGUAGUUCCGCAUGGGGCGCCGGCACUUUUGCCGGCUCGGACGGUAGUCGCGACCCAAGUGAACUUGAGCUAGAGAUCGCGGGAAUCCAGGGCAGUAUGUUCCAUAAAACUAUCGCAAAUGUUGCCAAAUAAUUCUGUGAUUGGAAUUAUCAAGGUAUGCAGACAUACCAUGACGCUUCG
This is a messenger RNA of Phanerochaete carnosa HHB-10118-sp, 642 nucleotides long. RefSeq lists its product as uncharacterized. The transcript has 5 exons. The record is from RefSeq and is a predicted model, not a curated record. Lineage: Eukaryota; Fungi; Basidiomycota; Agaricomycetes; Polyporales; Phanerochaetaceae. Bases 1 to 594 code for a protein of 197 amino acids. Gene Ontology annotation, molecular function: NAD(P)H dehydrogenase (quinone) activity; FMN binding.